AUGUCGGGUCGCGGGAAGCAGGGCGGCAAGGCGCGGGCCAAGGCCAAGUCGCGCUCGUCGCGGGCCGGGCUGCAGUUCCCCGUGGGCCGCGUGCACCGGCUGCUGCGCAAGGGCAACUACGCGGAGCGCGUGGGCGCGGGCGCGCCGGUGUACCUGGCGGCCGUGCUGGAGUACCUGACGGCCGAGAUCCUGGAGCUGGCGGGCAACGCGGCCCGCGACAACAAGAAGACGCGCAUCAUCCCCCGCCACCUGCAGCUCGCCAUCCGCAACGACGAGGAGCUCAACAAGCUGCUGGGCAAGGUGACGAUCGCGCAGGGCGGCGUGCUGCCCAACAUCCAGGCCGUGCUGCUGCCCAAGAAGACCGACAGCCACAAGGCGAAAAGCAAGUGAAAAAAGUCCGAGGAGCGCUCCCAACCUCAAAAGUAACCCAAAGGCUCUUUUCAGAGCCACCACUUCCUCAUAAAAGGAGCUGUACAUCCUAGCAAAAAUACCAAACUAAACACCUCCCUUCCCCCUCCCCUUUCUCAGAAACCCUAAAACGAAACUAAAAUGAACAAUCCCCCUAAAACACCCCAAAUCCUUUUAAUCUUAGCU
Messenger RNA from Melospiza georgiana, 594 nucleotides. RefSeq names its product histone H2A. The record is from RefSeq and is a predicted model, not a curated record. Gene Ontology annotation, molecular function: protein heterodimerization activity; DNA binding; structural constituent of chromatin. The transcript has a single exon. NCBI's taxonomy places the organism in Eukaryota, Metazoa, Chordata, Aves, Passeriformes, Passerellidae. The coding region runs from base 1 to 390 and encodes 129 amino acids. Gene Ontology annotation, cellular component: nucleosome.